AUGUCGUCGGAAGAAUAUGCAGAGUGUUUGCUUGAGAACAAGCACCAUGAGGAUUGUCCAGGCUGCAAGGUUGAUCAAAUGAAGAGGCUUCGUCGAGGGUUCCCUUUCUGGGAGCUUUGUACCGUUUGGAUCAUCGUCCUCUGCACCGCUCUGCCUAUUUCGUCUCUUUUCCCAUUUCUUUACUUUAUGAUUGGUGAUUUUAACAUAGCAAAGAAAGAAGAGGACAUUGGUUUCUACGCUGGAUUUGUUGGUUGUUCUUUCAUGCUCGGUCGAGCUUUGACAUCGGUUAUAUGGGGAAUUGUGGCUGAUCGUUACGGUAGAAAACCUGUAAUCCUCAUAGGAACUGCUUCAGUGGUCAUUUUCAAUACUCUGUUUGGUCUAAGUUUGAAUUUCUGGAUGGCUAUUGUCACAAGGUUUUGCCUUGGUAGUUUCAAUGGUUUACUUGGUCCUAUAAAGGCUUACGCGAUGGAAAUAUUCCGUGAUGAAUAUCAAGGUUUAGCACUCUCAGCUGUUAGUACAGCAUGGGGCAUUGGACUCAUCGUUGGCCCUGCUUUGGGAGGUUUUCUUGCUGAGCCUGCAAAGCAAUAUCCAAGUUUGUUCUCAGAGGAAUCGAUUUUCGGGAAAUUUCCCUACUUCUUGCCGUGCUUUGCAAUAUCUAUUUUUGCAUUGUUGGUGACCAUAAUUUCGUUAUGGAUUCCGGAAACAUUGCACAAUCACAAGUCUGAUGAUGAUUCCUCACAUGAUAAGUCUUUUGAUGCUCUCAAAGACCCUGAAUCUCAUCAAGCGUCAGAGAGAAAUGAAGAAACCUCUCUCUUGAAGAAUUGGCCACUAAUCUCAUCUAUUAUCGUCUACUGCAUCUUUUCACUUCAUGAUAUGGCUUACACAGAGAUCUUUUCAUUGUGGGCAAAUAGCCCGAGGAAAUACGGAGGUUUGGGAUACUCCUCUGCAGAUGUUGGUUCUGUUCUUGCAAUUUCAGGUUUUGGUCUCCUUAUCUUUCAGCUUUCGCUCUACUCUUACGCGGAGAGGCUUUUAGGACCCAUCAUAGUUACACGUAUAUCCGGGAGUCUGGCUUUAGUUCUCUUAGCAUUUUACCCACUAAUAGCAAAGUUAUCUGGUUUCGCGCUUACACUGACGCUAAAUUGUGCAUCCGUAGCAAAGAAUGUCUUAAGCGUGUGUGCUAUAACUGGCUUAUUCAUCCUUCAAAACAAGGCAGUGAGACAAGACCAAAGAGGAGCGGCUAAUGGGAUUGCCAUGACAGGGAUGUCUAUUUUCAAAGCAAUAGGUCCAGCAGCAGCAGGAAUCAUAUUUUCUUGGAGUGAGAAACGUCAGGAUGCUGCUUUUCUCCCUGGAACCCAAAUGGUAUUCUUUAUCUUGAAUGUGGUAUUGGCACUCGGAGUUGUAAUGACGUUCAAACCGUUUCUAGCUGAAACACAAGAAGAACACUAG
Molecule: messenger RNA, 1446 nt
Organism: Arabis nemorensis
Lineage: Eukaryota; Viridiplantae; Streptophyta; Magnoliopsida; Brassicales; Brassicaceae
Source: the annotation of a GenBank genome assembly